Chondrus crispus (carragheen) is the source of this 198-nucleotide messenger RNA. NCBI's taxonomy places the organism in Eukaryota, Rhodophyta, Florideophyceae, Gigartinales, Gigartinaceae. The record is from the annotation of a RefSeq genome assembly.
AUGAAUACUUUUUGGGAGAAUAUAAGUAAAUUUCCAAGAUUUUUAAUUUCUGUAAUUGCAGGGUUUUUCUUGACAACUCUUUACCCAAUUUUUGAGUUAUUAAAGGAUAAAAAAAAGAGAUUUUUUACAGUUAUAAUUGUCUUGCUAAUUAUAACAUCAACAUACACACUUUUAAGGCUAAUGCUUGCGAUAAAUUAA